Molecule: messenger RNA, 600 nt
Organism: Arabis nemorensis
Lineage: Eukaryota; Viridiplantae; Streptophyta; Magnoliopsida; Brassicales; Brassicaceae
Source: the annotation of a GenBank genome assembly
AUGGUUGGAAAAAGACUAUCACCGGAGGUAACUUGUGAUGAUCCGUUUUCGUAUUUCGCUGCUGUGAAGGAAGCAUUUCAUGAUAAACCGGAAAAAUAUGACCAGUUUAUCAACCUCUUGAAUGAUUUUAGGGCUCAUAGAGUCGAUGUCGCUAGUACUAUUGCAAGGUUGGAAGAACUCAUGAAAGAUCACCAUAAUCUGCUUCUUGGUUUCAAUGCCUUCCUUCCAGCUGAGGGUAAGAGAACCAUUGUUCCCGAGGCGAAAACAACCUUCCUUCUCGAGGGAUUCAUCGUUCCCAAGGCUAAGAGAACCAUCCCUCCCGAGGCUAAGAGAACCAUGUUUACCAAGGCUGAGCAACAUGCUGAGUCUAGUUCUACCAAAAGAAAACGUGCCGAGGCUGAUGGAGAGGAGUUUAUGAAAAAGCUUAAGACAAGGUUCCUGAGCAUUGACACUCAUGUUGUUGGGUCAUUUCAAGAGAUAAUGCAAAUGUAUAAAGAUGGAAAGAAGCCGCUAAAGAAGGUGCAUGAGGAGGUCGUUGAUCUUCUCUAUUAUCAUGAAGAUUUGAUCGAAGACUUUUCCAGAUUUUUACCUAAAGAAUGA